AUGGCAACAUAUGAUGGGACGGGAAACCCAAGGGAGCACAUAUUAAACUAUAAAACAUUCAUAGAGCUGCAAACCCUCUUGGAUUCCUUGAUGUGUAAGGUAUUCCCUACAAUGCUCACAGGGAUAGCAAGGGCCUGGUUUAAUAGUUUGGAGGCUGGGAGUAUCAGAAGCUUUGGCGAUCUCGCCAACCUCUUCAUCAGCCGGUUCAUAGCAGGGAUUCCGGUUGAAAGGAAAACUAGCUAUUUGGAAACAGUCAAGCAAAGGAAGAAUGAAUCCCUAAGGGAAUACGUAGCCCAUUUCAACACGGAGGUCCUACAGAUCUCGGAGCUGGAUGAAAGUUGGGUUGUGGAAGCCAUGCAGAAGGGAACCACCUCUCCUGAGUUCUUUGGCUCACUGUGCAAGAAGCCACCCACCUCUCUGGCAGAACUAAUGAAAAGGGUAGAGAAGUAUAUAAGGCAAGACGACGCCUUAACAACUAGCAGAUUCGCCAGAGAGGCUGCAGAUAAAGGGAAAGCUCCAGAAGAAAGAAGGUCAGAGGGGUCGGAGAGGAGACAAAACAAAGGCCCAGAGACGUAUAGACAACCCUGGGACAGAAGAGAGCAAAGGUCCUACCCACCUUGA
This is a messenger RNA of Manihot esculenta (cassava), 621 nucleotides long. RefSeq lists its product as uncharacterized. The coding region runs from base 1 to 621 and encodes 206 amino acids. The transcript has a single exon. NCBI's taxonomy places the organism in Eukaryota, Viridiplantae, Streptophyta, Magnoliopsida, Malpighiales, Euphorbiaceae. The record is from RefSeq and is a predicted model, not a curated record.